AUGGAGACGUUCCUGCUCUACAAACACUUCCAGAAGACCCCCCCGGUGAAAUCUGCCCGGCAGGAGCUGGCUGACUUCUGGCUGGGUUUCCUCCUCGAGGGCUGCCGGCCCUUCGUCCCCGCGUGGCGCUGCCCGUCCUUCCUCGCCGAGCAGGCGGCGGGCGGCGAGGAGGUGCCCAGUCCCACGCAGCCCGUCCUGGAGUACAGCUACGAGUACUCGGAGACGGGCGAGCGGGUGGUGCUGGGCCGGGGGACGUACGGGGUCGUCUAUGCCGGGCGCUGUCUCAGCAACCAAGUGCGCAUCGCCAUCAAGGAGAUCCCGGAGCGUGACAGCCGGUACUCGCAGCCCUUGCACGAGGAGAUCGCCUUGCACAAGCACCUGCGGCACAGGAACAUCGUGCAAUACUUGGGCUCUGUCAGCCAGGGCGGCUUCAUCAAGAUCUUCAUGGAGGAGGUGCCGGGAGGGAGCCUCUCGUCCCUGCUGCGCUCCAAGUGGGGCCCCCUGAAGGACAACGAACCCACCAUCGUCUUCUACACCCGCCAGAUCCUCGAUGGGCUGAGCUACCUCCACGAUAACCACAUCGUGCACCGAGACAUCAAGGGAGACAAUGUCCUCAUCAACACGUAUAGCGGGGUGUUGAAGAUCUCUGACUUCGGCACCUCCAAGCGACUGGCAGGCAUCAGUCCCAGUGCCGAAACCUUCACGGGCACCCUGCAGUACAUGGCCCCAGAAAUCAUCGACCAAGGGCCGUGGGGCUACGGGAAGCCGGCAGAUAUCUGGUCCCUGGGUUGCACCAUCAUUGAGAUGGCCACGGGAAAGCCUCCUUUCUAUGAGCUGGGCAGCCCCCAGGCCGCGAUGUUCAAGGUGGGCAUGUUUAAGAUGCACCCCGAAGUGCCCGAGUCCAUGUCGGACAAAGCCAAGGCUUUCAUCCUCCGCUGCUUCGAGGCCGACCCAUUACCCCAGUGCUGGCAUCAGGGGUUAUAG
Molecule: messenger RNA, 984 nt
Organism: Struthio camelus australis
Lineage: Eukaryota; Metazoa; Chordata; Aves; Struthioniformes; Struthionidae
Source: RefSeq, a predicted model, not a curated record